Molecule: messenger RNA, 5396 nt
Organism: Chiloscyllium plagiosum (whitespotted bambooshark)
Lineage: Eukaryota; Metazoa; Chordata; Chondrichthyes; Orectolobiformes; Hemiscylliidae
Source: RefSeq, a predicted model, not a curated record
UGAGAUGUACUGAAACCUGCACGCACAACAUGGGGCUUCAGAAAACACAUCCAUCUCAGCGAGGCUCUGAUGAAAUUUUACCGAACCAAUAUGCUGACUGUUUGUUCUCCUCAUGAAUGCUGCCUCUCCCGCUGAGUGUUGCCAAACAUCUUCUGUUUGAUAAACGGUCACUUACUGGCAAAGGGCUCAUUGUUGGGAAAUCUGGAUCCAAAACAAAAAACGUGUAAAUGCUUGAAGUUCCUUUUCAUUAAUCAGUAAGUCUUUGUGUAUUUAAAUAACAUUAUUGGACACUCCAGCAUAUUUUGUUGUUGCAGCGAUUUGGGUCAUAUUCUGGAUACGUGCAAAUCAGCAGCUCUCUGAAUUGUUCAAUAUAAACAGCCUGAGCAGACGGAGGGCUGUAAGUUUAGCUUUACUCCACUCAUCUGACUGAGCCUGUCCUGCCUUUCGGCUCCACAAUGAUGGGGAGAGGUGAUAGUGUUAGAAUUCAGCACCCUGCCUCAUUGGGAAUCAUAGUCCAUUAGAUACAGGAGCAGAAUUAAGCCAUUCGGCCCAUCCAGUCUGCCCCACUAUUAAAUGAUUGCUGAUACAGUAUUCAAACCCAUUCUCCAGCCUUCUCCACGUAAUCUUUGAUCCCUGUUACCAGUCAAGAGCCUAUCUAUCUCUGACUUAAAUACCCAAUUAAUGCGGUCCUUAUUUUUUGUUUAUUUUAAGAACCAACCACCAAAACAAAACAACCCAAUAAUCUAAUAAGAAAUUGAAUAUAGAUUUGUACACCUGUUGUCUUUCACUGUGUCCUCAAAAAAAUCUAAUAACUCAGUUUUUGACUUUUAACUCAAUUUUUGACUUUUAAAUCAGCUUGUUUAAACGUGUAUUUGCAACUUGAACCCAGGUCUUCUGGCCCAAUGGCAGGCAUACUUAGCACUGUGCUACUGCACCUUUCAAAUAUUUAUCUAAUUAACUUUUGAUGUGAAAAGGUCCUUUUUUAAAGCCUUUGGGCUGAUAGUUAUAAAGCUAAAAUACAGAGAGAACCAUUAUGGAUAAUGAUCACUGAGAGGACUAAGAAGGGGGAUGAAUUCUCUCAGCACUCUUACUAUUUAUUUUCAACCUUUAGUUGAUUUAUUUGAAUAAAAUACAUCUUACAAAGAAAACGGAACCAUUGCCGGUGGCACAAAUACUCCUCCCGUUCGGGGGAACACCAGACCCGGAUGGAUUUGAUGGCGACACCACCGCGCGUCACCGUGGUAACGGGAAACGAGCGGCCUAUUUGAACAGGCUUGAAAUCCGUUUGCGUCUAAAGAGACGGAGUGAAGCACGGCUGUGGGCCGGUCGCGGUGGUAGGAGAGUAUGUGAAAGAGGUAUCACUUUGCAGAAUGCUUCAAGAUAAUUUUGAUGAACUUCUUACUCGGAAGGAACAGGAAUGGAAGGACCUUCAGAUACAACGUGUCCAGUCACUACAUACUGCACUUCAAGAUUCACAAAGAAAACUCAAAGAACAGCAAGAAAAGUUUAACAUACUGAAAGAGGACUUCAUGUUCAACCUAAAGGUACUGGAGGAACGAGACCGAGAUUUGGAACGGUAUGAUGCCAUAUUUGCUCGACUGAAGGUUACCGAAAGCUGCAAACAGGCAGAGAUCAGUGAUCUGCAAAUUCAGAUUGCCAAGAUGCAAGAACUUGUGACUAAGGAAACAAAGACUCGGGAUGAAGUGCAGUUUCAGUACCAACAGGCGCUGAAAGCACGUCAACUAGAAAUAGACAAAAUGCGCAGUUCAAAAGACUCCAAGAUUGAUGAGCAACAUGAAGAGUAUCAGAAACUAAAACAAAAUCUUGAGCGCAAAGUCCAAGAAGUGGAGGGACAACUUACUUUACAAAAGCAGGAAAUGUUGGCAGAGUUUGAUGCUGUGAUGAAAUGUCGAGAGCAUGAGUUUACACUCCGAGCAGAUGAAAUGAGUAAUGCAGUACUUAGCAGUGAACUAAAGGUGAAACUUCUUUCAAAAGAGAUGGAACUUUUGAAGGAUGCAGGACAAAAGGCUGCAGAAUCACUUCUUGCAGCAGAGAAAACAAAUAGUCAACUGGAAAAAGUCCUUCAAAGAAAAGACUGUGAACUGAAAGAUGUAGUCACCUUAAAAGAUGUCAGGAUCAAGGAACUGGAAGACAAAGUAAAUAGAAUGGAAAUUAAAUUGAAAAAAGAAGAAGAAAUAUUCCAACGCAAACAUUGUGAAUUGGAUCGUUUUGCUCGUGAGAGAGAUACAAAACUUGCUACUGUAAGGGAAUUACAUUCAGAACAGAUUAGAGAGCUGGAAAACAAUAUACGUGAACUGCAAAUGAGUUUGGAGACAGUUGAAAUGGAGAAACGACGAAUGGAAUGGAGCCAUGCAGAUGCUACAAAGGAGAAAGAUGAUACUAUUGAGAAGUUACAUGGGAAACUUUCAAUGCUAAAGACUGACUGGGAUAUUCAUAUAGCACAGAUCUCCAAGGAGACUGUUGCUAAGGACAUGCAAAUUAAAAUGUUGCAGGACCAGGAUUCAAAGCUGAGAACUGAGUUAACCAAACACAAGGAGGAUGUGGAAAAAUACAAACAACAGCUUGUCCGAGCUGUAGAAAGAGAGCGGGAUCUGGAACGAAUGAAAGUACAGGCCAAGUUGGACUGGCAGCACCGCUGUGAGGAGGUAGAAAGAAGUCAGUAUGUAAAAUCUGAAGAACUUAUUCAAAGUCUGAGCCAAGCCCGGGAUCAGGUUUCAGCCGAACUAAAAGACAAUGAAUGUAAACUGCAGGAGAUGGAGACUUUUGUCCAAACAUUGACUCGAGAAAGAGACCAAGCAGUAUCUGCACUGCAGCUUCAUGGUAUUUUUCCAGAACAGAGUUCACAGAAUGCAAUACCUGAAAAAGGAAAUAUAAAUAAUGCAGAAUUCCCUUCAGAUGUUAUUCGGAAGCUCCAGGAGCAGAAUGUGAACCUGCGUAGCGUUAUUGCACAAAUGAGGAAAGAGAUGGAGAUGCUGAGUGAGCAAAGUCCUGCCAACCAAAACCAGAAUCAAUCAUUUGAUAAGACUGGAUCAUUCAAGAGCCCCAAAGAACCAUCUAAAGAUAUUAUGACCCCAUGCACUCCAGAGUAUGUUAAAUCUUUGGAAGAUGAGGUUCAUGAACUGAAACAAAAGUGCAGAAAGUUGGAAGGACAACUAGAAGAUAUUUCAAAAACUUCUCAUAAAAACAAGGUUCCCAUUCCAAGCCUCCCUGCAGACAUUACCUAUCUUCAGAACCACACUCGUACUUUAAAUGAGACUGUAGCUAGCCUUCGUGCUGAAAAGAUCUCUAUAGCUGCUACUACAAAGAAGCAUGAAGCUAGGAUUGUACAUUUGAACUCUCUGGUAAUGCAGCUCACACAACAGUUACGUCAGAAGCAGGUUGAAAUUAACCAAUUGCGAUAUGAGUUAACUAGUCAACAACAGCGAACAAGUGCAGAAAUUGUGAGGUUAAAUGAGCGAAUUGCUGAACUAGAAUUACAGUUGGUAGAAGCACACAGAGAGGCAGAUGAAUACUUUAAGGGGAACCUUCAACAAAAUGCAGAAGCUGUGGCUUUAGGAAAUGAGGUUUCCGCUCUGAAACUGGAUUUGGUGAGUGGCUGUACUCCAGUUGUGGUUGAACAGACUCAAGUCAUCAAGGAACUUCAGUCAGAAAUUCUGCAACUACGACAACAACUGGUUCACUCAAAAUUGGUUAACAGUCCUUCGAAGCAGCAAAGCUCUACCGUGUCUGUUUUGCAAGGCAAACUAAAGCAGGCAGCUCGCUACAUCAGUCAGCUAUCCCGUGACAAACAGCAAUUGAUUGAGAUGGGGAACCGACUCCGUGCAGAACUGGUUAGAUCUAAAUUAGAUGUUUGUCAGCACUCUGUGGCUGUUGGCCAAUCAGCUCCUCCUGCGCAGUCUCCCAGAGAGCUAGCACAGGAAGUGCAGAAUCGUCUGUCCACUUUGGAGCACUUACAAUACCAACUCACUACACAGGAGUUGCAGUAUGCACAGCUGAAACAAGUUCCCAUUACAGUACAGCAGUAUUCAUCGGAGAGUGAAAAUGGCCGGAAUGCCCAGGAUAAGAAGACUGAAACAAAAGAACAUACCAAGAAUGUGAAUCCAGCUGUACCAUCAACAGGAAAAACUGUGAACGGCAAAACAAAUGAAACCGUCAUCUCAGUGACUAGCCAGUCACAUCUACUUGUACCAGAACCAAGUCAGUCACAACCAAUGAUGCAUGGUCCAUCCAGCCCAUUGGAACUAAUAAUGUCAUCAUAUGGAGCUAACAGUUCUAUUCAAGAUAUUUGGCAGAUGCUGGAGGGAGGAUCCAGCCCUUCCAUAUCUACUCCGCAGAACAACAGUGAACCAGAUGAUGUUGGUGGAAGAAAGCUUGGGAAUAAGGCAGAAUCGGUGCAGCUGACAGAAGACACCAAUUCCAGAAAGAAAGCUGGAAUGGAACCAAUAUACACCUUACAAGGACGUAAAGCUAAUGUCCACAGCAAAGCAAAAUCUCACUGCCUAACUGCUUCUGGAACAAAACAGAAACAUUCAUUCAAAACUGCAAAGAUUAGAAAUUACAAUAUUCGUGACUAAGUACUGUCAUGAGCAAGAAUCUGAAACAAAAGAUCAAAAUGUUGCAAUUGCAAGACAGAAUAUUUUUUUCUCAUGCUGAACCUCUUCAACUAUUCACUCUAGAGUUCCCGAAAACAACCAUAAACUUCAGGAGUGUUAGAGGUUUCGUUUUAACAACGUAUCAGGAACUUUGUAAAAGGAUCAAUAUUGAUCCCAUGUGAUUGGAGGGACCCAAGGUGGAAGAUGAGACUUUCUUCCUCCAGAUGUUGGGUCAAGAAUAUCAUGCCUAGUUCUUACUACAGUCCAGUAACUUUUUCUGAAAGGAGUUUUCAUAUACCUUUUAGAUAUUGUUCACUAGAUCAUCACUGUAAAGAAACUCAUGAUGUUUACUUCUCAUAACCAAAACAAUUAUUUUACGUGACAUGGGAAAUAGUACAAUUGGCUCUGACUGCUUUGUCACCUUUUUGACAUGAGCAUCACAUUGCUGUGUUGUCAAUCUUUUGGUACUUUUUCCAGUGCCCAUUACAUUGAGGGAUACUUUUUGCCUGUCAGUGUUAAACAGAUCUCUUCUUUCAUCUCGUGCUAUACUCUGGAAUAAAUAUAUUACAUCUUUUGGAAUUAAUUUAUUUCAAACCGAAUUAGCUUCUCAGGAUAGAAGAAAAAUGAAUGUUUAAUUAAAACAAUGAAUCCUAAUCCCCUAAUAUAUCUAAAUCUGUUUUAAUCAGGUUGGAGAAUGCUUGUGGGAGAGGGUCAGUAUCCUGCUCACCAGAUGCAUGCCCAUAAUUUUGAGGCCAAGUGCCUCAGAAAUUGCAGCCUUAUUAG